AUGGCAACCGCUUCAGCUUUUUCUUAUGCGCAGGCCGCCAAGGGCCAGGGCACCGUGCCAUCAAAUGCCUUGCCUGGGCAGCCCGUCCAGGACUCCCAGCCACCCGCAGCCGCGCCCAAGUCUACCGCGGACGCCGAACAUGCGACCGAAUCCAAUGGUGCCGUCCAAAGCGCCGACUCUUCCGCCAACACGGAGAAGCAGGAUGCUGUCAGCAACACUGGUUCUGAGGUUGAGGCCCGAUCAGAGGAGGUCCAGGAGACGCGCCGCGAGCCCCCACGGGAUGACGAGUCUGGCAGAUUAGAUCGCCCCUGGCGACGAGGCGACAAAGGCACGAGGUCUUCGAGUACGACCACGCGAUCGGUCGACGAACAAGAUGCCAGAAGGCCGCGGAAGUCUAAGAAGUCAAAGGCUGCAGAAAAGCAAGCCAACGAGCAAUCAGCAACGGACAAGGACCAGGAGUCUGAAAAAGAGGUUCCCAAGGUCGAACUGUUUGAGGCACCCAUCCCAUCCGUCAAUAUCUGGCGGCAGCGAGCGGAAGCUCAGGCAAAGGUCAAGCCGUCUCCAGUUGGCUCUGCAGAGCAGACAACCAAUGGCUCACCGAAGCCUGACGUGUCCUCCAAGGUGGCUGAGAACGGUGUUCCAGCUGCUACCCAGCGUGAUAGCAUACCAAAUGGCGUCAAGCCCCCUCGCAAAGCGGUCGAUGCCUCUCGAUCCGAGAGAAAUGCCAGCCGUGGUUCAAGAGUAGCGGACAAAGACGCUGGCAGUGUGCCCCCUUCAGUCGCCGAUACCACGGCCUGGCCCACCCCGGAGACGGCCAUCCAAGAAGAGAAGAAGAAGCCCGCAGAGAAGUCUGAUCGUCCCGAGAAGGAUGCCUCAGAGGACGGAUCCCAGUUGAAGCCGAGACAAAAGGGAAAAUGGGUGACUAUGGAUUACGUGCCGAGCGUCAACUUUGAAACGCAGCUUCCUCAGAUGCGCAACUCUAAGCCUCGAGGUGGAGCCAGAAACACAAAUGGCUCAAGGGCUACACCAUCCCACGCCAGUGACAAAGGCACCGCUCCCGUCGCCAGCCAGGGCAAGCCCAGUGAGAACACCGGCAGCGGUAACAGCAACGGCAGCAGCAAGGAUCGCCCUCGGGAUGGUGCCAACGGCCCGAACCGCGGUGCGCCAGCGCCCCAAACUAAGCGUUCAUCGACAGAUAUGUCAAACGCACGUGAACAAAGGAAAGCAGCGAACCACGCUGGCGGCGAGAAGAACAAGGAUGCUACAUCAAAUUCGAAUGUAAGUGAUUUCUCGAUCAAUACAAUUGCAGCUGAGAAGGGGGUGGUGGAAGGGGGGACACUCCCAUACCAACCUCACCGCCAAUUUUUUUUUUGGAAUGAUGUGCUAACACUCUUGUUCAAGGAGCAGGGCCAUGCUGUCCGUGAGCGAACGGAGAACCGCAAUGACAGACCACGAGGUGCAUACCGCGGCCGUGGCGGACAUCAUCCUGUCAACACCCAGCAUCAGCACCAACAUACCGCAUCCAGCUUCUCUGCAUCGGGCGCCAUGGGCGGACGAGCCCAAGGCCCCUACAGCCCACCACUCAGGCAGGGUGGCCAUGGUCAGAUGUUCAUACCAUCUCAAAGGGGUGGCAGAGGCGGCCGCAACAACGGCGGAAACUUCCACCGGAUGUCUCUGCCCAAUGGAUCAGCACGCAUUCCUCAGGUUCAAACUCAGUUUGGGCCCUACGAGUAUCCCAUAGCGCCGAUGGCGGCAAUGCCCUUCCAGCCUCAGCCCUACUGGGACAACAUGUUGGUGCCAGUACUGAAGAGCCAGGUUGAGUACUACUUCUCCAUCGAGAACUUGUGCAAGGACGUCUAUCUCCGCGCACGGAUGGACUCGCAGGGUUUCGUGCCCUUGCACUUCAUUGCCUCCUUUAAGCGUGUGCGAGAGCUGUCUGCCGAUAUCGCCAUGGUCCGUGCUGUUUGUGAGAUCUCCACCGAACUCGAUCUCGCUGUUGGUGAAGAUGACAUUGAACGCGUGCGACGAAGUCAGGCAUGGGAAAGCUUCGUGUUGCCUCUUGAGGACCGGGAUGAGUUUGCUCGAAACCACGGACCCGCCCACCUCACUUUCAAGAACCGACCAUCGCAAAUGCCACCACAGUUUAACGGAAUGCCUGUACCGUACGGCAUGGCAUCGCCCCCUGCGUAUGCAGCCCACGCCGAGGCCCCGUUCCAGCAACUGCCCGAUGAUGUUCUCAUUGGCCAGGGAGUCAACGGUCUAGCAAACGGCCAUGUCAAUGGCGUCAGUCAGCUGUCGGCGGAUGUGCCCGAUUUUGCUCCCUCGGGUGCUCUCGACGGCUUUGCCAAGACUAACGGCCCAGUUGCCGUGAAUGGGCAUGCUGAGAAGCCCCUUGACAGCACGUUGCCUAACGGAGUACACAACGAGCAACCAGUGUAG
Trichoderma aggressivum f. europaeum is the source of this 2439-nucleotide messenger RNA. RefSeq lists its product as uncharacterized. The transcript has a single exon. Gene Ontology annotation, cellular component: cytoplasmic stress granule; cytosol. Lineage: Eukaryota; Fungi; Ascomycota; Sordariomycetes; Hypocreales; Hypocreaceae. The coding region runs from base 1 to 2439 and encodes 812 amino acids. Gene Ontology annotation, molecular function: RNA binding. The record is from RefSeq and is a predicted model, not a curated record. Gene Ontology annotation, biological process: positive regulation of translation.